This is a messenger RNA of Hippoglossus stenolepis (Pacific halibut), 2678 nucleotides long. It is a transcript of the gene six4a, whose product is annotated as SIX homeobox 4a. Gene Ontology annotation, cellular component: nucleus; transcription regulator complex. The transcript has 3 exons. Lineage: Eukaryota; Metazoa; Chordata; Actinopteri; Pleuronectiformes; Pleuronectidae. Gene Ontology annotation, biological process: regulation of transcription by RNA polymerase II. The record is from RefSeq and is a predicted model, not a curated record. Gene Ontology annotation, molecular function: DNA-binding transcription factor activity, RNA polymerase II-specific; RNA polymerase II cis-regulatory region sequence-specific DNA binding. Bases 23 to 2056 code for a protein of 677 amino acids.
GGAAGGCUCGAACAGGAAAAAAAUGUCUUCUUCUGCCGGAGAAGUCACAACAGCGAAUGACAUCAAGAGGGAAAAUGUGAAGGAGCUGGAUGAGCGGGAGUGCAUCAAGUUUGUGGCGCUGGACGCGGCGGAGUUGUCCAUGGAGCGCACGGCUCCCAACGCUGACGCGGUGCGCACGGAGCUGCUGGUGAGCGCCGCGUCCUCCCUGGCUUUCUCCCCGGAGCAAGUGGCGUGCGUGUGCGAGGCUCUGCAGCAGGGAGGCAAUGUGGACCGGUUGGCCAGGUUCCUGUGGUCCCUGCCACAGAGCGACCUGCUCCGCGGCAACGAAAGCAUCCUGAAGGCGCAAGCGCUCGUCGCUUACCACCAGGCGCGGUACCAGGAGCUGUACAGUAUCCUGGAGAACCACAGCUUCAGCACGUCCAACCACACCUUUCUGCAGGAGCUGUGGUACAAGGCCCGGUACACCGAGGCGGAGAAGGCGCGGGGGAGACCCCUUGGCGCCGUGGACAAGUACCGGAUCCGGAGAAAGUACCCUCUCCCCAGGACUAUCUGGGACGGCGAGGAGACGGUGUAUUGUUUCAAGGAGAGGUCUCGGAACGCGCUGAAGGAUCUGUACACUCAGAAUAGGUACCCCUCUCCUGCCGAGAAGCGAAACCUCGCCAAGAUCACAGGACUCUCCUUGACCCAGGUCAGCAACUGGUUCAAAAACCGGAGGCAGAGAGACAGAAACCCGUCCGAGGCUCAGUCCAAGAGUGAAUCUGAUGGAAACCACAGCACAGAGGAUGAGUCUAGUAAAGGCCAGGAUGAGAUGUCACCCCGGCCCCUCUCCAACUCCUCAGAUGGGGUCAUCCACCAUGGGAUUCAAACAGGGCAUCUGGACGGUGGGGUGGUCAUCCAGCAGAUCGGGGACAUCAAGAUGCCCCCCGGAUCCAGCAGUGGCGGCCUCUACAAUGGAAGUCUAGUGACCAGUAACACCUCAUCUUCCGUCUUCCACAAUGGCGGCUCGUCUUACCUCCACACACCCGGAAACAUCCUCUUCAACGGGCUCAACUUGGGCAUACAGCCCCUGGCCUUCAACCCUCUGAGGCCGUCAGGAGGGGUGCUGCUGGGGAGCUCUGGGGUGGACAUGCAGAUGCACACAGGGCAGGAGAAGGGACUGGGCAGUUCUGCAGAGGACUCCAACCUGCACUACGCCUCCUACUCCGGAUGUGUGAAUGGAGCCGACGUGAAGCUGGAGGGGGCUCACUCCAUGGCCGCCCAGAACGGGGGCUCCUCCGUGCUGACGUUCAGCUCCUCGUCAGGUGCGCUGCAGCUGGGCGGCUACAGUCUGGUGCACGUACCGAGCGGAGUGUCUGACAGUGACGGCAGCUCAUUACUCAACAGUGAUGUGGGUCUUUCUCCCCUGCAGCUCUCCUCAGCCUCCUCGGCCUCAACAAUCCCACAACAAGGAACCAUACCUCUGGACAACGUAGCAGUGAGUUCCUCCAGCGACGACUCGUUCCAGCAGCAGGACAAGAUGACCAUGUCGUCUCUGCACCACAGCACUGUCCUCUACAGCAUGAGCAACGCCGGCCAGACGUCCAUCAAGAAGGAGCCUUUGGAGGGAGGCGUCUACUCCUCCUACCACCAUGGGCUUCACCUGGACCACAGUGGUCAGAUCAGCUACACCACCCCCAACUCUGAAGAGGCUCCCUCCAGCCAGGGUUCCACCCGAACCAACGGCGUCCCCACUAUCACCUCGUCCAGCCCCGAACCGGAGGUCUACACCACCCUCACCAUCAGCACGCCCCUGAUGGCCCACACGGACACGGGAAGCCACCACCUCCAACCGACAGAGUACCUAGGGGUCCACGAGAUCCGGGGGCAUCCACCCUCGCACCUGAUGGGCCCCGGCAUGAACAGCAACUACAUGAACCUGUCGGAAAACAAGGUGGACGGCUCAGGAGGCAUGAAUGAGAUGGUGCGGGCGAUGUGCGGGGAGAUGGAGGCUGUGGAAGGGAAGGAGCUGGCCAAACUACAGACAGUGCAGAUGGACGAGGACAUGGCCGACCUUUAACCUCAAAUCAAUCUCCCGCAGAAGCACUCGUGUCCCCCCCCCCCCAAGCAGAGAUAUGGUGAAUCUUUUAACCCUUGUGUGAGCGUGUGGUUGUUUUUUUACUAUUCAUUUCUUUAAAUGUUAAAUUAUUUGUGUUCAUUUGACUUUUACAAUGCACUCUACAGUCAGAGGGGACGCCCCGUGGGUGGGCACUGUCAGUUUAUCGGAAAAAUAAGAAAAGUCUAUGACACGUUUUAUAAGCCCUGUUAGGAAGAAGAAACAUUGCGGCUGAUUGUGCAAACAGGAGAAGCCGCUCUCUGUGUGUGAGAGCCGUGUUUUAAAUGUGCAUUUUUAUAGACAACACCUGCUACUUCCUGUUGAGUGGAUGUGAUCCGCCGGAGCAGGUGCUGGAAUGCUUCGAGUCACAUGACCAGGAUGUUCCUCCAAACUAAAUGCGUCAUCCGGCUCAAACCAAAAAGGUCAUUCGGCCGGGGGAAGAGGGAGAGAGCCUCUGUGAAAAUGAUCAGCUGAAGAGCAACAGCUUUUACUGAAGGACUGCACACACACACACACACACACACACACACACACACACACACACACACACACACACACACACACACACACACAUAUAGAAUAAUAG